Molecule: messenger RNA, 2896 nt
Organism: Sebastes umbrosus (honeycomb rockfish)
Lineage: Eukaryota; Metazoa; Chordata; Actinopteri; Perciformes; Sebastidae
Product: NLR family CARD domain-containing protein 3-like
Exons: 9
Coding region: 124-2760 (878 amino acids)
Molecular function (GO): protein binding
Source: RefSeq, a predicted model, not a curated record
AUUAGAUGGCUUUAACAUCAGAUACUUUAUCAAGGAUUCAAGUGAUAUGACUUCAAUCAUCUUGGUGUUUGCAGAGUUCAGUCCAGAGAAAGAGCAGAGUCUCCAGUACCCAGCUGUCUGUAUAUGAAGAGUGACUGGUCCAAAGGUUUUCUUGAAGACUUCAGUAAUGAACCUGGACCCUCAGAGUCAAAAGAGAAGAAGAGGAGUCAUGCUUCUGUGGAAGAGCUGAUGUCCAGAUCCAGAACAAGACCUGGACCUCAGACAGCCAGUCAGACCAGAACUGUACAAACAGAUACAGGUCUGCAGGAGGUAUUAGAUGAACAUAAGAUCAGUCUGAGGAGGAGAUGUGAAUGUGUGAUUGAAGGAAUUGAUGAAACAGGAAGUGGAACCCUCCUCAACAGGAUCUACACUGAGCUCUACAUCACAGAGGGACAGAGUGAAGAGGUUAAUACCCAACAUGAGGUGAGGCAGCUUGAGACAGCUUCCAAGAAGAAGACCCUCCAUGGCGCUCCAAUCAAGUGCCACGACAUCUUUAAAGCCUUACCUGACCAACAGGGACACAUCAGAGUCGUUCUGACGAACGGCGUCGCUGGCAUUGGAAAAACCUUCUCAGUGAAGAAGUUCACUCUGGACUGGGCAGAGGGCUUGGAAAACCAAGAUGUCAGUCUGGUGGUUCCGCUUUCGUUCAGGGAGCUGAACUUGAUCAGAGAUGAGCAGUACAGUCUUCUCAUGCUGCUCCAUGUUUUCCAUCCAACAUUACAGAAGGUCACAGCAGAGAAGCUCGCUGUCUGUAAAGUUCUGUUCAUCUUUGACGGCCUGGAUGAAAGCAGACUUUCACUGGAUUUCAAGAACAAUGAGGUUGUGUCUGAUGUCACCCAGAAGUCAUCAGUCAACGUGCUGUUGACAAACCUCAUCCAGGGGAAUCUGCUUCCCUCAGCUCUCGUCUGGAUAACUUCCCGACCUGCAGCGGCCCAUCAGAUCCCUCCUGCAUGUGUUGACAGGGUAACAGAAGUACGAGGCUUCACUGAUGCCCAAAAGGAGGAGUACUUCAGGAGGAGAGUCAGUGAUGAAGAGCUGUCCAGCAGAAUCAUCUCACACAUCAAGACAUCCAGGAGCCUCCACAUCAUGUGUCUAAUCCCAGUCUUCUGCUGGAUCACUGCUACAGUUCUGGACCACAUGUUGACUACAGACCACAGAGGAGAGCUUCCCAAGACCCUGACUGACAUGUACUCACACUUCCUGUUGGUUCAGACAAAGAGGAAGAAGCAGAAGUAUGGUGAGGGACGUGAGACGAGUCCACAGGAGCUGACGGAGGCUGACAGGGAAGUUCUUCUGAAGCUGGGGAGGCUGGCGUUUGAACAUCUGGAGAAAGGAAACAUUAUGUUCUACCAAGAAGACCUGGAGCGGUGUGGUCUUGAUGUCACAGAGGCCUUGGUGUACUCAGGAGUUUGUACAGAGAUCUUCAAAAGAGAGAGUGUGAUCUUCCAGAAAACAGUCUACUGCUUUGUGCACCUGAGCAUUCAGGAGUUUCUGGCUGCAGUCUACAUUUUCCACUGUUACACAAACAGCAACACAGAUCGUGGCCCAUCUCUGGAUUUCUUCCUGAAGAGAGCAAUGGAGAAAUCCCUUGAAAGUAAAAAUGGCCACCUGGACCUGUUUGUUCGCUUCCUUCACGGCCUCUCUCUGAAGUCCAACCAGAGGCUCUUAGGAGGUCUGCUGGGUCAGACAAAGAGCAGUUCAGGAAGCAUCCAGAGAGUCAUAAACAACCUGAAGGAGAUGAACAGAGAGAAUAUCUCUCCUGACAGAAGCAUCAACAUCUUCCACUGUCUGAUGGAGAUGAACGACCACUCAAUAAAAGAGGAGAUCCAAAAGUUCCUGAAGUCAAAGAACAGAUCAAAGAAGAAACUCUCAGAGAUCCACUGCUCAGCUCUGGCCUACAUGCUGCAGAUGUCAGAGGAGGUUCUGGAUGAGUUGGACCUGAAGAAGUAUAACACAACAGACCAGGGACGACUGAGACUGAUUCCAGCUGUGAGGAACUGCAGAAAAGCUGUGCUUUCUGACUGUCGGAUCUCAGAUACUCACUGUGAAGUUGUGGCCUCAGCUCUGAAGUCCAAUCCCUCCCAUGUGAGAGAGCUGAACCUGAGUCACAACUACGACCUGCAGGAUUCAGGAGUGAAGCCGCUGUCUGUUGGACUGGAGAGUCCAAACUGUAGACUGGAGACUCUCAGAUUGUAUGGCUGCAGGUUGUCAGAGAUAAGCUGUGCUUCUCUGGCCUCAGCUCUGAAAUCCAACCCCUCCCGUCUGAGAGAGCUGGAACUGAGUAACAAUGACCUGCAGGAUUCAGGAGUUAAGCUCCUGUGUGGUUUUCUGGAGAGUCCACACUGUAGACUGGAAACUCUGAGAUUGUGGAGCUGCAGUUUGUCAGAGAUCAGCUGUGCUUCUCUGGCCUCAGCUCUGAAGUCCAACCCCUCCCAUCUGAGAGAGCUGGAGCUGGGUGACAACAAGCUGCAGGAUUCAGGAGUGAGGCUGCUGUGUGGUUUUCUGGAGAGUCCACAAUGUAGACUGCAGACUCUGAGAUUGAGGCGCUGCAGGUUAUCACAGAUCAGCUGUGCUUCUCUGGCCUCAGCUCUGAAGUCCAACCCCUCCCAUCUGAGAGAGCUGGAGCUUGGCUACAACAACCUGCAGGAUUCAGGACUGAAGCUGCUGUCUGAUCUUGUGAAGAGUCCAAACUGUAGACUGGAGACUCUGAGAUUGAAGUGAUCACUGUCAGAGUGAGUGAUCAGAAAAGUGGAUGUGUUGAGAGGAUCAGCCGUGUCCUGAUGAUCCACAGAGGUUCACCACCUGGACCUGCAUCUUAUUUUGUCUUUUUUUUUGUAUUCAUUCAUAUAUUCUGAAC